Molecule: messenger RNA, 387 nt
Organism: Diaporthe amygdali
Lineage: Eukaryota; Fungi; Ascomycota; Sordariomycetes; Diaporthales; Diaporthaceae
Exons: 2
Coding region: 1-387 (128 amino acids)
Source: RefSeq, a predicted model, not a curated record
AUGAGCGUGAUCUAUAUAGUCCAUCUCUUCAGCUGGAGCGACGGGAGCGUCGCUCUUGGCGGCUCACUUGGAGCGUCGCUCACCUGGAGCGACAGGAGCGUUGGAUCAUUUGGAUCAUCUGGAGCGAAGCGUCGCUCCAGUUGUCUUAGUCAUCCUUUCGCUCCAUCACGUGACCUGCUUCUGUCACGUAGCGAAUCCUUCCAGGCCUGCCCUGCUGGCCUGUGGGGUUUAUCUGCGCCUUCAGGGGACCAACAGUGCUCCCCUGGUUCUAUUCCUGUCACGUUCGUGACACCCGGGUAUCGAGGAUUCGUCCUAGGGCUUGUGGGAGUACAUCCAUCCCUCAUGACUGAAAAGCCGCCUCAGUGGUUUACCUCAGUCCCCCACUAG